Hibiscus syriacus is the source of this 500-nucleotide messenger RNA. RefSeq lists its product as uncharacterized. Bases 36 to 500 code for a protein of 154 amino acids. The record is from RefSeq and is a predicted model, not a curated record. The transcript is spliced from 2 exons. Lineage: Eukaryota; Viridiplantae; Streptophyta; Magnoliopsida; Malvales; Malvaceae.
GAUAAUUCACCAUUUUCAUUUUUCUCUUCAAUCCAAUGAAGAACGAAGAAAACACCGAGCCUUGUUACGAUGAUUUCCAACCCUAUUGCCAGUGGAGAAAGGAAGUCGGAGCUUCCAUUAUCCAAGAAGUUCGCAUUGUUGAAAUCCAUUUACAAGGAUUCAAAGAGGAAGAGUUGAAGAACGAGAUGAAAUGGGAUGGAUGUCUAUAUAUCAGUGGAGAACAUCCAAUGGGGAAGAAUAAAAUAAAGCGAUUAAGCAAAAGGAUUGAUGUUUCAAAGUAUGAUAUAAAGGGAAUUGAAGCCAAGUUUGAAGGUGGAAAACUUAUUCUAAGGCUUCCAUGUAAAAGCUCAACCUUUAGCCUCCUCACCAAUGGGAGGGGUAACGCAAUUGGAAUUCUACAUUUACACGAAUUUCUCAAGUCUUCCAUGGCCCUUGCUCUUCUCAUCAUUCUUGGGUUUUAUAUCUACAAGUAUUCUCAAUGUACCUAUUUCGGAAAUUGA